UCCAGUGGGUGGCGGUAAUGCACCUAUGAGCUGGUUUGCCAGCCGCCAAAAAACACCAAAGAAGAAGUAGUAGUAGUAAUAGUGGCAGACCGGAAGCGUCGGUUGUACGGUGAGAACGCUUGCUGACUGAAUUCAGGAGCACAUGUUCAAGCUCAGAGAAGCUCCUCCCACAACAAUUCACCAAUAAAUGCUGGAAUAUUCCCAUCAGUUUACAAGUGAAGACAGCAUCAGAGCAUCAGGAAGAGCUGAAAUCUGCAGAGACUGAGUUUAUUAAAGAGGACAGAGAGAAGAUGAGAGAUCCAGAACCCUGCAGAAUCAAACACACUGAAGAUACUGAACAACAAACAGAGUUGAUUAUAGAUAAUGAGGAGAAAAAUCAUGUUAGAAGUGGAGAAAAACCCAAACAGAAAGAUUUAAAGAAAAAAAGGCCCAAGAAAUCUUUCACCUGCACUCAGUGUGGAAAGAGUUUCACAAACAAAUAUGAUCUUGAGCAUCACGUGAGAGUUCAUACUGGAGAGAAACCAUUCACUUGUGAUCAGUGCGGGAAGAGUUUCACACACUCAGCAAACCUUAAGAUACACAUGAACAUUCACACUAGAGAGAAACUGCACACAUGUGAUCAGUGCGGGAAGAGUUUCACACAAUCAUCAAGCCUUAAGAAGCACAUGAACAUCCACACUAGAGAGAAACCGUUCACUUGUGAUCACUGCGGGAAGAGUUUCACACAAUCAUCAAACCUUAAGAAACACAUGAACAUCCACACUAGAGAGAAACCUUACUCAUGUGAUCAAUGCAGCAAAACAUUUUUGUGGGCUUCAGUCCUGAAGCAGCACCUGAAAGUUCAUACAAAGGAGAAGCCAUAUUCAUGUCAUUUGUGUGGAAAGAGUUUUUCAUUGCUACAACAUUUGAAAAAACAUCAGAAAAUACACACUGGUGUGAGAGAGUACAUGUGCUUUGAGUGUGAGAAGACUUUUAGUACUUUAGACUGUUUAAAACUGCAUGAGAGGAUCCACACUGGAGAGAAACCUUACAAGUGUUCACUCUGCGACAAGAGAUUCAGUCAGUCAACACAUCUGAAAACACACGAGAGGAUCCACACUGGAGAGAAACCGUUCACUUGUGAUCAGUGCGGGAAGAGUUUCUCACAAUCAGCAACCCUUAAGAGACACAUGAACACCUACACUAGAGAGAAACUGCACACAUGUGAUCAAUGUGGCAAAGCAUUUUUGUGGGCUUCAGUCCUCAAGAAACACCUGAGAGUUCAUACAAAGGAGAAGCCAUAUUCAUGUCAUUUGUGUGGAAAGAGUUUUUUACAUCUACAAAGUUUGAAAAAACAUCAGAAAAUACAUACUGCUGAGAGAGUACAUGUGCCUUGAGUGUGAAAAGACUUUUACUACAACGAGCCGUUUAAAACUGCAUGAGAGGAUUGGUGACAAGAUUCAAUGAUUCAUCAAGUCGGAAAAUACAUGAGAGGAUCCACACUGGAGAGAAACCGCAUCACUAGGUUUGGGUAACGAAACACGGUACCAAUACGGCACCGGUACCUAUGUAACCGAAUCAUAACGCAUAUUUCGGUGCCACUUAAAUGCAUGAGCAAUUGAUUGAAAUAUUUGUCCACUGGUUCUCUGAAACAGAUGUAAGAAGCAUCAACACUGUAUACACUGUGACAAGACAUUCAGUCGCUCAGAAUCAGAUCGCCUGAAAACACAUGAGAGGAUCCACACCGGAGAGAAACCGUAUCACUGCACUGCAUGUGGGAAACGUUUCACUCAUUCAUCUGCUCUACACAGACAUACAAAAACAAUCACAUUAAGCAGAUAAUCUUCAGAUCCAGCUCUUUCAGGUCUGAUGCAUGACAUGACAAAGAAACAUUCAAAACAUCUUCAAAACCAGCAGAUUCAACUGUGAUUCAGAUCAACUCAAAGAUGGAGCUCCUCCCCAAAGAACAAUGUCCAAAUAGUUUCAUUCCUGUAUAUAAUUUUACUUCACAAUGUAAAUGAUAUCAUUGUGCUUUAUUAUGAGUUUAAUAUUAUGUUCAGUUGUUUCAUAUUACGUUCAAUAUGUUUAAUAAGCAGGAUUGUAAGAAUAGUAACACCAUUAAAACCUUACAGAGACCCAUCCAUACUUGUAAAUCAGUAGGAGAGAGAUCCAGCUCAUUAGUUUUCACUUUUACUUAGCUUCUUGCAUUUGUAUUUGAAAAUUAAAUGUUACCUUUUCUGUUAAUACAUUGUUAUCUUUACUUUUUAUAUUUUUUAUAAACUUUUAUUGUCUGCUGAUUGUAUUUGAAUCAGGAUAUCUAAAAGCCAUGAAGUAUUAUAAUUGAGAUUGAAUGAGUUUGUCUACAUUAGCAACCCUUCUUCUUCUUCUAGCGGUGGGCAGAUUGAUCCUAAUAUUGAUAGUAUCGAUAUGAACGUUGAUAUUGGUAUCGGAUCAAUACGAGCCUGAUGAGAUCAAUACUUUAGGUCCAUUUUCUCUCCUCUAUGCUUAAUACAUUACUUCUGUUUCAACAAAGAGAAGACAUGUCUGUGUGUGUUUAUAUGCCGCUCCUUUCUCAUCUCAGAGCUGCACGAU
This is a messenger RNA of Onychostoma macrolepis, 2571 nucleotides long. RefSeq names its product zinc finger protein 239-like. Gene Ontology annotation, cellular component: nucleus. The record is from RefSeq and is a predicted model, not a curated record. The coding region runs from base 291 to 1376 and encodes 361 amino acids. Lineage: Eukaryota; Metazoa; Chordata; Actinopteri; Cypriniformes; Cyprinidae. The transcript is spliced from 3 exons.